GAGGUGUGCACGUGUGCGCGGGUCUGCAGCAGCCGUCACGGUCGCGAGUGGGGUAAUUUCUCAGUGAGCGUGCGUGAUUUUGCACGCGCCUCCCCUCCCCUCCCUGCUCCUCCUCGGCGUGGAGGUGCGCGGCCGCUGUGGCUGUGUCGCUGCGGCACUGGAUGGAUCCAAACGGGCAUGUUCGCCGGUGAAGCCUCGGGCCGUGCACGCGGAGGGAAAUAAACAUUUGACGUCUACCUGUCGAUCGGUCACGCGCGCUGCGGAGACAUGUCCAACUCAAACAAGAGCAAGAAGGACAAAGAAAUCCUGGCGGAGUAUGAGAGUCAGGUCAAAGAUGUGCGGACGCAGUUGGUGGAGCAGCAGCGUUGCCUGGAGCAGCAGACGGAGAUGCGGGUCCAGCUGCUCCAGGACCUGCAGGACUUCUUCAGGAAAAAGUCUGAGAUCGAGACGGAGUAUUCCCGAAACCUGGAGAAGCUCGCCGAGCGCUUCAUGGCGAAGACACGCAGCACGAAAGAUCAUCAGCAAUACAAAAAAGACCAGAAUCUGCUUUCUCCGGUGAACUGCUGGUACCUGCUGCUGAACCAGGUGAGGAGAGAGAGUAAGGACCACGCCACGCUCAGCGACCUCUACCUGAACAACGUCAUCACGCGCCUCACCCACAUCAGCGAGGACUCGGCCCGCCUGCUGAAGAGGAGCAAGGAGAUCAUCUUUCAGCUUCAGGAGGAUCUCAUGAAACUCCUGAACGAGCUUUACACCGUGAUGAAGACCUACCACAUGUACAACUCGGAGACGGUGAACGCGGAGACCAAGCUGCGGGAGGCGGAGCGUCAGGAGGGCCGCGUGAAGGGCGUGACGGGGACGAGCGGGGGGGUGGAGCCUGUGUUCGGCCUGCGGAUAGAGGAGCGCCACCAGAGACGCAACGCCGCCCGCAAGAUGGAGAAGAUGAGAGAGAAGAGGAAGGCGAAGUACUCGGAGAACAAACUGAAGGCUCUCAAAGCGAGGAACGAGUACCUGCUGACCCUGGAGGCCACCAACGCCUCCGUGUUCAAGUACUACAUCCACGACCUGCCGGACAUCAUAGACUGUUGUGACCUAGGGUACCACUCCAGUCUGAGUCGGGCCCUGAAGACCUACCUAUCAGCCGAGCUGAGCCUUGAGGCCUCCAGGAGGGCGGGGCUGGAGGUGCUGGAGGGCGCCGUCGAGGGCCUGGACCCCGCCCGCGACCGGCAGCGCCUGCUGGGCCUCUACCCCACCGCCUUCUGCCCCCCCCAGCGCUUCAGCUUCCAGGCCCACAUGGGAGACGCAGUGACCCAGAUCGCCUCCCAGCCUCAGGUCCAGGCCGAGCUCUCCCUGCGUCUCACUCAGCUCCAGACCCGCCUGGCGUCGCUGAAGAUCGAGAAUGAAGAGGUGAAGAAGACCUGGGGUGCCACCCUGACCACGCUGCAGGACGUGACGGUGCUGGACAACUACGACGUCUCCCAGAGCUUCACCCACAGCCCGUCCUCCGAGUCGGUGAAGUCCAGCGUGUCGGACGGCUACUUGAACAAGCCGAGUCUGGCCAAGAGGCGGGCCAACCAUCAGGAGACGGAGCUCUUCUACUUCAACAAGUUCCGCGAGUAUCUGGAAGGAAGUAAUCUCAUUUCCAAACUCCAGGCCAAACACGACAUCCUGAAGAAAGCUUUAGCAGAAGGUUAUAAAUCUGAUCUGCUAACCACGAGUCGUGGGCGUAAGAACUCUCACAGCAAACACCAGGACUCAACCAAAGCCAUACCCCUGCUGGUGGAGAGCUGCAUCCGCUACAUCAAUCUACACGGCCUCCAGCAUCAGGGCAUAUUCCGGGUGUCAGGAUCUCAGGUGGAGGUCAACGAUAUCAAGAACUCCUUCGAAAGAGGUAACGACCCGCUGAUCGACGAGGAGAGCAACCAUGACAUCAACUCUGUGGCCGGGGUGUUGAAGCUCUACUUCAGGGGUCUGGAGAACCCGCUGUUCCCCAAGGAAAGAUUCAACGACCUCAUCUCCUGCGUCCGAAUAGAAAACCUCUACGAGAGAGCGCAGUGCGUCCGCAAGAUCCUGCUGGGCGUCCCGAGGCCGACUCUGGUGGUGAUGCGUUACCUGUUCGCCUUCCUCAACCAUCUCUCCCAGUACAGCGAUGAGAACAUGAUGGACGCUGGGAACCUGGCCAUCGUGUUUGGCCCCACCCUCCUGCCCACGCCGGACACGCUGGACCAGGUGGCGUGUCAGGCGCACGUGAACGAGGUCGUGAAGACGGUCAUCCUGCACCACGACAACAUCUUCCCCGACAUCAAGGACCUGCCCGGGCCGGUGUACGAGAAGUGCAUGACUGGAGACCAGUACUGCGAGAGUCCAUUCAGCGAGCCGGGAGCGCUGGAGGAGGCGGAGCCCGACGCCGGCACCGAGACCGCGACCAGCGACGAGGAGGGCGAGGGCGUGGAGGCGGUGGCGAGGUUCGACUACACGGGCCGAUCGGGCCGCGAGCUCUCCUUCAAGAAGGGAGCGUCCCUGCAGCUGUUCCAGCGGGCGUCACAUGACUGGUGGGAGGGGCGACUGAACGGGAGCCGCGGCCUCGUGCCUCAUCAGUACAUCGUGCUGAAGGACAGGGCCGACGCCAUGUCCGACGCGCUCAGCCAGAAGGCGGACAGCGACGGCGGCAGCAGCAGCACCGAGGACAAGAGGUCCAGGAGCGAGCUGAGCUCCCCCACCGACAUCAGACCUCCUGAGACCUACAACAGGUCUGUGAUAUCAUGUCUUCAUCUCUCGGCUCAUGAUCUCAUGGUGUCUGCUCGUCCUGAUCUCAGUCACAGGAGGAAGCGAACCGACGGUUUGUUCCGGCGUCCGCUCGGUCGCUCCAACGACAACCACGGGAACCUGGAGCGCAGCUCGCCGCCCGUGACGGGUCACUUCAGCCCCCGGGAGCUGCUGCUGGGGCGUGGCCAGGGCAUGACCCCGCCCCUCGACAGCCCAGAGCGCCGCCGCCGCUCUGCCGCUGUGACCAUGACCGUGAGCCGACAUGAUUCGCUGCGCAGACCUGAGGACACGCCCAUCCGGCGCUCCAGCAGCGGGCAACAUGGCUUCAGUGACUCCCAUCGAACCAGAGCACUGGACCCUGAGACACUGGCACAGGACAUCGAGGAGACGGUGACGGUGGCGCUGGGCGAGCUGCGGCAGCUGGAGCGUCAUGGCGGCCGGCCGGCGCCCGACGUGGUGCUGGACACUCUGGAGCAGGUGAAGAACGGCCCCAUCACCACCUGCUCCUCCGAGUCUCCCAGCCCCCACAGCACCCCCAGCACCCCGGGCACACCUGGAACCCCCGGCACCCCCGGCACCCCGAGCCCCCUCAGUCCUCUGAGCCCCAUGAGCCCGCUCCCCGGGCCCCCGCCUGGACCCCCCCGACCAGCCAACCCCUCCCCUGACGCCAUGGGCUCCUUCAAGCCGGUGGCAGCCGCCCGAAUGGGGGCUCCGCUGAGGCCCCCCGCCCUGAGGCCCAAGCCCAUAGUCCCACCUAAGAGCAGCACCCCCCCUCUGCCCCCACCUCUAGACAAAUCCUGCACCAUGUGAGCCAAACCAGGCCGAUAAGAGGCCGAAUCAGGCCUACCCGGGCCAAAACUGGGCCAGAAGAGGAGAUCAGGGUACUGCUUAAUGUUUAUAAUCAACAUGAGGUUAGAAAUGGUCGAAGGAAGAGAGGGUUUUAAUGUAGUAAUAAAAUAUAAUAUAUGAGCUAUGAUAUGAUAUGCCAUGAUAUUUCUGUGUUGUCAGGUUGGUGUGUACUCUCUAGGUGUGUAGGAGUUUACUUUCUCCAUGUAUUGAAGCAUUUAUCAAAGGUUAGCUAAAGGGAGGAGCGUCCGA
Messenger RNA from Platichthys flesus (European flounder), 3864 nucleotides. RefSeq names its product SLIT-ROBO Rho GTPase-activating protein 1-like. The transcript is spliced from 23 exons. Gene Ontology annotation, molecular function: protein binding. Gene Ontology annotation, biological process: negative regulation of cell migration; signal transduction. Lineage: Eukaryota; Metazoa; Chordata; Actinopteri; Pleuronectiformes; Pleuronectidae. The record is from RefSeq and is a predicted model, not a curated record. Gene Ontology annotation, cellular component: cytoplasm. Bases 268 to 3576 code for a protein of 1102 amino acids.